GUGCAAUCUCAGAAGUAAAGCUGACGCGCCAAGGGAAAGACGCUAAUCCUGUCUGUCUCUUUACUAUUUCACAGUUCACAGGUGCACAGUGUUUCACUGCCUGUGUACCCUUGCUGCCAGCCCAGAUUUCCCCUAGGUCUGAGGCCGGUAACAAUUGGGGGCUCGUCCGGGAUUGACUGCACAUCUCGUCGGGGACGGUUGUCAUAGCAACGGUGGGAUCCUGCGCCCAGUGUUUCAGGGAAGGCUACUUCGCUGAGUGUCCUCCAGAGAACAACUGCCACAGGUGAUACAGCAACAUGACUACUUUCAGCCCACGGCGAGUGCUGCUCGUCAAGAUCCAGAAGAAACUUGCAGAUUUGAAUUUGAGGCAGUUACAGACUGUAGCCAGUUCGAUAGAUGACGGCCGUGAAGCUGACUAUGUGGUAAAUUUAAAUGAACUUGAACUUUAUGAUCUAAUUGUCGACUACAUCAGAAGUGAAGAGUUAAAAGCUGCAGAAGAUGAGGGCAUGACUCAACUUCUCCUCCUGUUUGACCUGCUCAACGACGUUCUAUCAGCGCCAGGUACCGAAGCAGCUGAACCUGGUAACGUGGCAACCGUCAUGACGCAAGAUUCAGCAACACAGAACCGAGGAGAAGCUGGUACAACACCAAUCCCUAUAGACAGCGAUACACACACACAACCAUUUCACAUGGACAGAGACACUAACACUCAAUCGUUACACAUGGACAGAGAGCCUCGUGUGCACGUAUCCUUUCAGGGCAGAGACACUGUCGAUGUACUUAACAGGGAAGUCACCUCAUCAACGUCUGGUAUGCCCGGCCACAGUGGUGUUGCUCCGUUGGGUAGGAUGAACUCAUCUAACACUUCUGACCAGGUUGUAAGAUUGUCUGAUGUUUCAGCUCUGUUGCCACGAAGAGAGUUUAAGUUACAUGGUGGUCAAAUUUGUGAUGCAGGUUGUGACAUGUCUUUCAAUUGUCUCUGUAAACAAAUGGAUGAAGGGUUGCAAGAGGGUUUCAGUGGGUCUGAAAUUAUCAGAGCAGUCCUCAAAAUAACCAAACCUGGUACAUUCAGAGAGAUGUUAGUUAAUAAGAAUGAUCUCACUGUUAAUGAGCUGAAAAGAUUUCUGCGCUCUCACAUUAGAGACAAAAGUGUGACUGAACUUUUUCAAGAGUUGACUAAUGCUAAACAAAGUGAUAAAGAAAGCCCACAACAGUUUCUUUACAGAAUAAUGGGUCUGAAACAGCGCAUACUUUUUGAGUCACAACAUCCUGGUGUGGGGUUUAGCUAUAGCCAAGAACUUGUUCAGGGCACCUUCGUACACACACUUUAUCAGGGGCUAAGUGAGAAAAACAGCCAUGUCAGACACGAUCUUAAACCGUUGCUGUCAGACAUGCAGGUUAGUGAUGACUUGCUCUUGGAGCAAAUCACAAAAUCAACAGCUGAAGAAGAAGGGCGACUGAAAAGACUGGGUUCAGGAGGUAAAACCAGAUCAGCUACUGUAAGCGCAGCUCAGCAUUCCCAAAGUGAAUUGAACACUCCAACAAGAGUUGACACUGAGUUACAAGCAAACCGUGAUGCUAUCAAAGAACUAACGGCUCAAGUUUCCUCUCUAACCAAGCAUCUAGCUCAGAUGUCCACCCCAGCUGAGACUGUGAAGCUGCAAGACUGUCGUUCACCUACUGUUCGUGCUCAACCACCAUUAUCUGAGACCAGAGAUAAAUGCAAUGACUGUGUAAAGAACAACAAUAUGAACUGUGUUCACUGCUUUGUCUGUGGCCAGGCAGGACAUCGCGCCAUUGGCUGUCUCCAACGAAGGUUGUCGGAAAACGGGAAGAGGUCGCUGGAGAGGGGCAGUCAGCGAUCCUAA
This is a messenger RNA of Pimephales promelas (fathead minnow), 1868 nucleotides long. Lineage: Eukaryota; Metazoa; Chordata; Actinopteri; Cypriniformes; Leuciscidae. The record is from RefSeq and is a predicted model, not a curated record.